ACCGCCUUAAUUUCUCCGGUGAUUUCGACUUCCGCCGGCAGCGGAUUCUCUUUUCCGGUAAUCGGAUCUACUGAUUUCUCAUCAUGGGUGAAAAAGAUCUGUGGCUUGCUUUGCAAAAUCUCAAUUUGGGCGCGGAGAGGACACCCUUGAAGCUAUCCGUAGAGGCAAAUAAGAAGCGAGAAACGGAUCAUCGACUCAGUCUUGUGGUAAAAGGUUUGCAUCCCUCACAGAACCCAGCAGGAAUCAAGGUUAUGAUGCCAAAAAUUUGGAAACUUGAAGGGCGAAUCACAAGCCGAAUCAAUGAAGAUGGUUCUGUCCAAUUUUUCUUUCAACAUGAACAUCAAAUGCUUACAGUUCUGGACAAGGGACCAUGGACCUAUAAAGAUUGGCUGGUGGUUGUUGACAAAUGGACUCGAAGGAAUCAUCCUGAUUAUCUCCGUGUAAUCCGUUUUUGGAUCAAAAUACUAAAUAUACCUGAUGAUUGCAAGGAAGAUAGAUCGAUUAAGGAGAUUGGGGGUGUUCUGGGUUUAAAUCAUGUGGAGGAAGUCUUCAUACAACAACCAACUGCAGACAAAGCUGGUGAAGUAUGGGUUCGGGUUCCUUUUGACAUCUCAGGAAAGUUAAUCUUUGCACGUUAUUUCACUUUGGAAGAUCAUAGUGAGCCUGUUCUGAUUCGCUAUUUUUAUGAAAAACUUAGAAAGUUUUGCUCUACUUGUGGGAGCCUCACCCAUAUGGCAGCAACUUGCAACACCCACAUUCGGGAAGUGGAACCACUCUCUCUGCCAGCUCCUAUACAGGAGUCCAAUAUGGAACAAAACAGAGAUGCUAGUAUCCAGAUGGAUUCUGAAUCUCACACACCCACACAAGUAGCUGACGAGACCAUGGGUGAAACAGUGGGAUCUAAUAUCAAUAUGGACACAUCAGAGCAUCAUCAACCCACGGGUUCUCAAGGAGAUAUCAUGGAAUUCCUUCAUCCAGCUGAAGUCCAAGUGGGAAUAAAUCAAACCUUUACCAUUCGUGAAUUAGAAUCUGCUUCAAUGACACAACAAGAUAGAGGAAUUAAGCGCAAGAUUGAUGUGGUUGAUGAUGAAGAUGAAGCUUCAACAUCUCGAAGAAGAACAAAGGCACCUGAACAGACAACGGCUGCAGGGGAGGGGCUAAAGAGGAACCCUCUGACAAUUCCUUAUCUAAAAGAUAUCAGGAAGUCUUCUAAACCUGAUAUCUUGUUCCUCAUAGAAACAAAGAACGGCUUUAACUAUGUGAAUAGUCUAGCUACGGUUCUCAGCUAUAAUCAUAGCUAUAUUAUCCCUUCAGACGGCCUUAGUGGAGGAAUGGCUAUUUUUUGGAAUGACAGUGUGCAUAUUGACUUUUUGGAUCCUCCUACUCUAAACUACACGGAUAUGUAUGUAUCAUCUUCUAGUCAUCCUACUUUUUGCCUCACUUAUGUUUAUGGCGAUCCAGAUCCGAAACACAGGAAUGCUAUGUGGGAGAAAAUGAUGGUCUGGGCCCAAGGAGGAAUGUAUCGCAGCAAGCCUCGACUAGUUCUUGGGGAUUUCAAUGAUAUCAAGAGUAAUGCUGAAAAAAUAGGAGGUCCAGUACGGUCUGAGAAUUCUUUCAAAAUAUUCAGGCGAAUGCUCCAAUCCUCUGGUCUUCAUGAUUUGAAAACAGUGGGUGCAAAAUAUACAUGGUAUGGUCAAAGAUACACACAUACUGUCCAAUCAAGAAUUGACAGAGCUGUAGCUUCAGCAGAUUGGUUAGAAGCUUUUCCUCAAGCCUAUGUACAGCUAUUGGAUUGGAUAGGAUCUGAUCAUCGUCCACUGUUGCUUGAUACGGGUGUUAAGAAAAGAAGAAGAGGAUAUGCUUUGUUCAGAUAUGAUAAUCGUUGGCGAUUUAACAAGGAGUUAAAGGAAGAACUGAAAAAAACUUGGACAGCCGAUUGUCAAGAUCUACCUGGGGAUCAAUUUCAUGAAGCACUGAAAAGAUGCAGAUCUUGUAUGUCCCGCUGGAAGUCGCACAAUUUACACAACUCAGCUAAAAGAAUUCAAGAUCUAAAGGAAAAAAUCAAGCAAGCGAUGGAAGAGGAGUAUUGGAGAAUCAAAAGUCGUAUCCAAUGGCUUCAGGCGGGAGACAGAAACACAAGAUUUUUUCAUGAGAAAACAAAGCAAAGAAGAGGAUACAAUAGAAUCACAGCAAUUACAGAUUCUCAAGGCAAGGUUUGCACAUUCAACCUCGUGUAUCUCAGGAAAUGAAUGAUGAUCUGAUAAAACCUGUUACUGAGG
Arabidopsis arenosa is the source of this 2279-nucleotide messenger RNA. The record is from the annotation of a GenBank genome assembly. NCBI's taxonomy places the organism in Eukaryota, Viridiplantae, Streptophyta, Magnoliopsida, Brassicales, Brassicaceae.